This is a messenger RNA of Lactuca sativa (garden lettuce), 1813 nucleotides long. Its product is annotated as E3 ubiquitin-protein ligase RGLG2. The record is from RefSeq and is a predicted model, not a curated record. NCBI's taxonomy places the organism in Eukaryota, Viridiplantae, Streptophyta, Magnoliopsida, Asterales, Asteraceae. Gene Ontology annotation, biological process: protein ubiquitination. Gene Ontology annotation, cellular component: nucleus. Gene Ontology annotation, molecular function: ubiquitin-protein transferase activity.
AAACACACAAAACGUGGUGGAAUCGAACUCUCAAGGGGAAAACGUUGCAGAUUUUCUCUGAGUCUUAUGGAGUCGUUAUAUAUAUUUAAAUCUGAAUCCAUUGCCACGUUUCACUCUACUUUCAAAGUUUCACCUGCAACCACCAACCCUUUCCAGCGCCGCUUCUAUUCCUCAGUAGGUUACUCAAUUCUCUACGGAUUAUAACAAGUUAACAUUAAUCCUUGUUCGAUUGAUUCGUACUGCUUUCGAGUUAAUGGGUUGCAAAUUUUCAAAGAGGGCUGUUUCAAGGCCGUAUUCAUCUUAUAGCUCGACAUCAAAUCCAUGGGUUUAUCCACAAUCGCCAUUUCCUCAACCACCAGUGACCCAAUCAUAUGCUUACCCUCCUUCGCCUUAUCAAAGCUAUCCUGAUCAAGCUCCUACAGUUAAGAAGAACCUUGAGAGAAAAUACUCCAGAAUAGAUGAUAAUUACAACAACUUAGAGCAGGUUACUGAUGCUCUAGCACGCGCUGGUUUGGAGUCUUCAAAUUUGAUUGUUGGUGUAGAUUUUACCAAGAGCAACGAGUGGACAGGUGCAAGGUCUUUUCAUCGAAGAAGCUUACAUCAUAUUGGAAUUGAUAUGAACCCUUAUGAAGAAGCAAUAUCAAUAAUUGGAAGGACAUUAGCUUCCUUUGAUGAGGAUAAUUUAAUUCCUUGUUUUGGAUUUGGAGAUGCUUCAACUCAUGAUCAAGAGGUGUUUAGUUUCUACCCGGAUGACAAAUUUUGUGAUGGAUUUGAAGAUGUUUUGAGACGGUAUAGAGAAUUAGUACCUCAAUUGCGGCUUGCAGGGCCCACAUCAUUUGCCCCUAUCAUUGAAAUGGCAAUUACCAUUGUUGAACAAAGUGGUGGUCAAUAUCAUGUCUUGUUGAUCAUUGCCGAUGGCCAGGUCACAAGAAGUGUUGAUACUGACCAUGGUCAACUAAGUCCACAGGAAAGGAGAACUGUUGAUGCUAUUGUGAAAGCUAGCGAGUAUCCAUUGUCAAUAGUAUUAGUUGGGGUUGGAGAUGGACCAUGGGACAUGAUGAAGGAAUUUGACGACAAUAUUCCUGCUCGGGCUUUUGACAAUUUUCAGUUUGUAAAUUUCACAGAAAUUAUGUCGAUGAACAUGGAUUCAUCUAGGAAGGAAGCAGAGUUUGCUCUUUCAGCCUUGAUGGAGAUACCUUCACAAUAUAAAGCAACACUUGAGCUCAACAUACUAGGUACUCGUAGAGGAAAUGCUAUAGAUAGGAUUUCUCUUCCACCACCACGUUAUGGUGGACCAAAUCCUUCACGAUCCACUACUUUCCAACCAACUCUCAAAACAAGAGAAACAUCAUCAACUCACACAAAUUAUCAUGGGACUUCUACCUCAGAUAAUAAUCUUUGCCCCAUCUGCAUAACUGCUCGGAAGGACAUGGCUUUCGGCUGUGGGCAUCAGACAUGUUGCGAAUGUGGCACAGACCUUCAACUUUGCCCUAUUUGUAGGAGUCACAUACACACCAGAAUCAAACUUUAUUAAACACCAGCCCCCAUGUUUUCUCUUCAUAUUCUUUCUCUCCAAUACCCCCAAAAAAAUUGCAAAAUCUUAGGGUAAGCUUUUCUUGUGAUCUUGUAAAUUAGUUGCAUAACUUUAGGAUGUAUCAUAUGCAUUUCUUUAACCAAAAUAAAUUCAUAUAAUUAAUUUCACUCUACAAAUACCAUACCCUCUUCCCUCAACAUUAUUAUCAAUAUCAAUACUCCCAUGGGUGGGACACGGGCCUCGUGUAAACCACUCGAGUGCUUCAUACUUUUUCUUUUA